Molecule: messenger RNA, 1008 nt
Organism: Ilyonectria robusta
Lineage: Eukaryota; Fungi; Ascomycota; Sordariomycetes; Hypocreales; Nectriaceae
Exons: 4
Coding region: 1-927 (308 amino acids)
Source: RefSeq, a predicted model, not a curated record
AUGUCUGUCGCUGUAGCAGGAGGUUCCAGCGGUAUCGGUAGGAGUAUUGUGGAGGCAAUUGUAGCCCAAGGCAAAUUUAAAGUCAUUGUUCUCAGCCGAAACUCAGAUGAGGAGACAGAGAAACGCCUUGGCGCCCGAGUAGCUGCCACUGACUACGCCGACGUGAACGGACUUGUGCACCUCCUAGAGGCAAACAAUGUUCACACCAUCAUCUCUGCCUUGGGGGCUAAUACGCCCCCCGAAACCGAGCAAAGUCUCAUUCGGGCUGCCGACAUAUCAGCCACGACUCGAAGAUUCAUUCCAAGUGUUUUCGGUAUCAAGUACACUCCUGAUCAAACAUGGUUUCCUCCGGCCGCAUCCAAGAUGGCUGCCAUGGCCUCUCUCGAAAAGUCGAGUCUUGAGUGGACUGCAAUCUACAAUGGAUACUUCCUCGAUUAUUGGGGUAUGCCGAAGGUGAAGAGCUAUCUCAACCCUGUGACGAUGUUCCUUGAUAUAGGUGCAGCGAAAGCAGGCAUUCCAGGAUCUGGAGCUACGCCCGCGGUUUUCACGUACAGCGGAGAUGUGGCCAGAUUUGCCGCUGCAGCACUUACGCUUGAGAAAUGGGAAAAGGAAUCGUACGUAAUUGGCACCAAGAUCUGUUGGAACGACUUCGUCAAGAUUGCAGAGGAUGUGCGAGGCAUCAAAUUCGACAUAACCCACGACUCCCUUGAUGUCCUUCGAUCAGGAAAGGUUACUGAACUUCCGGGCCAUGUUCUUGCUUAUGAGUUUUUCCCGAAAGAAAGGCUCCAGGGUAUGUUCGCCAUGUUCGGCAUACUGUUUGAAGAAGGGAAGUUCGACCUCCAACCGGAACAAAGCCUGAACGACUUGUUCCCCGAGAUUGAACCAAUGUCUGUGAAGCAAAUGGUUGAAAUUGGCUGGAAAUUUUAAUUUUGAGCAUCGAUGGAGAUCAGAUCAGAUAACUUAGGUAGUAUAGAUAGUACUGUAGUCAGGAUGGUAUUUACAAUUUCA